AUGAAGAAGUCAAACUCGUCGAGGAACCAUCGGCGUAACCGUCGCCGCAGUGAGCGAUUUGCUACCAACCUCCGCAAUGAGAUCCAGAGGAAAAAGGCCCAGCUUCAGAGCAGCCGUGGCCCAGGGGGGUUGCUCUGUAGUGGGGAGACUGUCCAGGAGGAGGGUCCAGAUCUCCAUGAAGAGGAGACAGACGCAGGUGUGCCCGCCCAGGAAAGGAGUACCAAAGUUGCAUUUGCCUCACCUGUAAGCCCCCAAGAUCUCAGGACGACAGCACCAGUCGAGAAAUCAAACCCUUCCACUGAAUCAAUCCACGAUGCUUCGCCAACUCAGCCUCAGUCAACAACCUACACUCAAAACAACAACGUGUCCAGGUCUGUCCAGAUUCUGGACCCAGGCGUGCCCAGUUUUGGUGUCGGCAUCCGAGUCGUGGAAGAGCCAGCUCCUGCCGGCAAAGCCCGCCGCUGGCGUUGGACCCCCGAGCAUAAACUCCAGCCAGAACCAGAACCAGAACCAGACCGACGGUGUAGAGUCCUGGGUGAGAGGGUGUUGGGGGUAACAGGGUCCCGGCAUGGGGUUUGUGCUUUUACCUCCUCCUCCUACAGUCGCUCCUCUUCAUGUUCUCGGAUGGAAGAGACUGAUAUCCUUCCAUUUGCAGAUAGGAUGAAGUUCUUCGAGGAGACAAGCAAAGGCGUGUCUGGGUCAAAUGUUUUGAGUUUGUUCAGUCGUCGGCAGAAAAAACACCCCAACCACUCUGAGCAGCAGGGAGGGGAGCUCGGUCUGCACCCAAACCAAAGGAGAUACUCCUACCAGGGGGGACUUCAGCAGCAGAGCUCCCUGCCAAACACCAUGGAGACCAGGAGGCAGUCUGUGAGGGAGAGGGAGAAGAGGGCAAGGGAACGGGAGGAGAGGUUGAGAGAAUCGGAGAGGCAGCAGGAGAAGGAAAGGCAAGAGAGGGAAUUAGAAACUGAGAGGGCAAAGCUGAGGGAGAUUCAGCGGGAGAAGGAGCGAGAGGAGAGGGUGAGACAGUGGGAAAGGGAAAGCGAGAGGGAGCUUGAGCUAGAGAGAGAAAAAGAGAUGGAGAGGGCCAGAGAGAAGGAACGACUCAAGGCAGAAAGAGAGAAAGAGCUGGAGAGGGAAAGAGAAAAGGAAAGGGAAGAAGAAGAAGCCCAGCUCGCCUCACAUCACGAGUUUUACGGCAAUUCUGCCAUCAAAGAAAACCAUCAAGACAGCUUCCACAACUUCCAGCCCAAGCCUCAGGCGUUCUCCCACAGCCAAACCCAGAAUCAAGUCCCGCGGUCGGCUUUUUACCCGGUCAACAACACCUCUCAGCACCUGGGGAACCAUCCACCUCAGCACCAGGGAUACACAGCAAGGAGCUACACGCCUACAGAGACGUAUCCCGCCCGGCAACAGGAAACGACCAAGCUCAACAGGAAGUACAGCCUGACGGAGAGGGACUACCCAAGCUGGAGACGGGAGUCCAGACCACCAGAGAGCGUCAGUCAGCACCAGCAGCCCCCCCACCAGAGCCGAUGGGGCAGCGCCGACCGCAACGGCUACGCGUUCGCUCCGCCGCCGGCUCCUCUUGCGCUCCGGGGGCGAGCCAUGUCCGAAAAUGACCUCCGCUUCGACAGCAGCCACCGCUGGUCGCCGUCGAUUUCCGUAGCGACCAGUCAGACCCUGAGCGAGGUGGAGGAGGGAGCGGGCGGGGUCAGGGGAGGAGAAGCAGCAAGCACUGCCAGGCAAAACAGGAAGAAGACGCCGCCUCCCCCGAGACCGCCGCCCCCGAAGUGGGAGCAGUUCCACCGCAGGCGCGCAUCUCACCACACCCUGUUCCCCUCCUCUCCCUCCUCCACCUCCUCCUCCUCUUCAUCUACUGCUCCUCAAGCCAUCCCUCCCUCCUUCGGCGCCGCAGACGGACACUAUCCGACUCACUCCUCCUCAUACAUCCCUCCUGCUGAUACGUCCAGGCAGAGGUCGUACAGUCUUCCCCCGGAGCGGCAGGAAGUGGCGGAGGGCUGCCCCCGCUGCAGCUGCCACCAAACCCAAACCCAGGAACACCCUUUCCCCCACGCCCCGUCCAAUCAGGGCGAGGCUCAGUUUCAGGAGCGGUCCUUUACUGUUGCUCCACCCAGUCCUAUGUUCUCCAGACGGUCCUUCAGACCGGUGGCCCCGCCCCAGAGAGAGAGGGAGGGGAACCUGAGGAGCUCGUACGGAGGACAGCAGGAGAGGGUGGAGUUUGUGUCGUCUCUACCGCCACCAACAGACACGAGCAGUUUCUCGGAGGUUUACGUCGGCCACGGUCCAGACCAGGACCGGAUAACAGUGAAACCUCACAAGCAGCAGCACAACGUGAGACCUGGAGCCGAGUGGGAGAGAUCCUCAUCUCCCAGAGUUCAUAGCGACACAGCACUUCCUCCUGAAAUACAAAACGGAGGUGUUGGUGGGGUUUUCCCUCCUGAGUCCUACUUCACCAUGGACUAUGAGCAGCAGCAACAGCUCCGUAUGAGCAGAGGCUUCCAGACCGAAGAGCGGCAGAAGAUCCCAGAACCAGGAGCCGAAUCCGAGACGACCCUCAGCCCGAGUCCCGUGCACAGCCUGGAGGCCGACCUGGACGUCCCGAUGGAGACUGACAUCGACGAUUUCCAGGAGGAGGAGCUCCCGGCGGAGGCUGAGCCGAUCACCAGCGAGCUCCCGUGCUUCGCGCUGCCGGUCACCGUCCUGGAGACGGACAUCGACACCUUACCGGAUUCUGAGGCCUCGCCGUCGCGCCGGACCAGGGCGGAGAGCGGCUCCCUGGAGGAGGAGCUGGAGACCGGGGAGAGCGGCAGAGAGAGGCUGAGCCUGGAGGAGCUGUUCCCCCAAAGCAGUGAAGGAGAGUCGGGCACGGAGAGCUGGAGAGGAGCCUACCAAACCAUGGAGCCCAACACAGACAGCUUGGACAGGCGGUCUGGUGCGAGCUCCAGCUGUUCGUCCUACUACAGCACGUCUGCAGCCAAGGCUCAGCUCCUCUCGCAGAUGAAGGACUUCACCGAUAACAGAGAGAGGGACGACGACGAGCUCACGUACAAGAGACAGCUGAUGGAGAGCCUCCGCAAGAAGCUGGGCGUGCUGAGAGAAGCUCAGAGGGGGCUGCAGGAAGACAUCAGAGCCAACGCUCAGCUGGGGGAGGAGGUGGAGAGCAUGGUGGUGUCGGUGUGUAAGCCCAACGAGGUGGACAAGUUCCGCAUGUUCAUCGGCGACCUGGACAAGGUGGUCAGCCUGCUGCUGUCGCUGUCCGGGAGGCUGCUGAGAGUGGAGACCACGCUGGACACGCUGGACCCCGAGACGGAGCAUCACGAGAGGCUCCCCCUGCUGGAGAAGAAGCGUCAGCUCAUGAGGCAGCUGUCGGAGGCCCAGGACCUGAAGGACCACGUUGACCGCAGAGAGCAGGCCGUCAGCCGGGUGCUGGCCCGCUGCCUGUCCCCCGAACAGCACAGAGACUACAGUCACUUUGUGAAGAUGAAGGCCGCUCUGCUGGUGGAGCAGAGGCAGCUGGAGGACAAGAUCCGGCUGGGGGAGGAGCAGCUGAGGGGGCUGAGGGAGAGUCUGGGGCUGGGGCUGGGAAUGGGUAUGGGGAUGUCGAUGGGAUACGGACAUUAUUGA
This is a messenger RNA of Seriola dumerili (greater amberjack), 3645 nucleotides long. RefSeq names its product protein Shroom4-like (gene shroom4). Bases 1 to 3645 code for a protein of 1214 amino acids. Gene Ontology annotation, molecular function: actin filament binding. The record is from RefSeq and is a predicted model, not a curated record. The transcript is spliced from 10 exons. Lineage: Eukaryota; Metazoa; Chordata; Actinopteri; Carangiformes; Carangidae. Gene Ontology annotation, cellular component: cortical actin cytoskeleton; adherens junction; apical junction complex. Gene Ontology annotation, biological process: actin filament organization.